CCACGAGCGAGUUAAGGAGAGAAAUUGGGGUCUGUUUGGUUGAUGGAGAGAAGAGGAGCGAAGCGGCCAAGUAAUAAUAGGAUGAAAGGAACAUUGGGGAAGCACUUUCAGGUUCAGUUCCACCCUCACCAAUCAUCUUCCGCCACCUCAUCCUCUCUCUUCUCCCGGAACCUUCUAGAUUUCGGAUCCCAGGAUGACCCUUCCACUUCCGUUCCCGACCUCGACGCCGCCGAUGACAAGGAUUUCAUUCUCAGUCAAGAUUUCUUUUGCACUCCUGAUUAUAUCACCCCUGAUAAUCAGAACUUGCUCAACGGAUUUGAUUGCAGCAAGGAGAAUAUUCCUUGCCCUAAGUCGCCGGAGAAGUUGAAUACUCUCAAAAGCAAGAGACCUCGACAAGAUGAUAUCCUGGCAAAUUCCCUCAGUCCUACAUUACCUGGCUCCCAUCAAAUAGUGGAACUUGCCAAUGACCGAUUUGAUGCAGAUGAAGGCAACCUAGAAAAAACAAUCGUACUUGGAGCAAAGAAGACUAAAAAUUAUGUUUCUCAAUCUGCUGUGGCUCUAAGGUGUCGGAUUAUGCCACCUCCUUGCAUUAAAAACCCAUAUCUAAAGGAUGCUUCAGAAAUUGACAAUGAUCCUUUUGGAAAUCAAAGAUCAAAGUGUGAAGGUUUCUUCCCUGCAAUUAUUGGUGGGGAUGGCCUUUCACGCUAUCACACAGAUUUUCAUGAGAUUGAGCAAAUCGGUACUGGUAACUUCAGUCGAGUUUUCAAAGUUUUAAAGAGAAUUGAUGGUUGCUUGUAUGCUGUGAAACAUAGUACCCGACAGUUGCAUCAAGAUACUGAGAGGAGGAAAGCCUUGAUGGAAGUUCAAGCUUUAGCUGCAGCAGGGUCUCAUGAAAACAUUGUUGGAUAUUACUCUUCUUGGUUUGAAAAUGAGCAACUUUAUAUACAAAUGGAGCUUUGUGAUUACAGCUUGUCCAGAAAAACGUCUCAUCAACUGUUAACAGAAGGAGAUUUCCUGAAAGCCUUGCUUCAGAUGGCAAAGGCACUGCAGUUUAUACAUGAAAGAGGAAUAGUUCAUUUGGAUGUAAAACCUGAUAAAUAUGUCAAGAACGGUGUUUACAAGCUUGGUGAUUUUGGAUGUGCAACUCUCCUAAAUAAGAGCCUGCCAAUUGAAGAGGGUGAUGCACGCUAUAUGCCUCGAGAAAUCCUAAAUGAGAAGUAUGAUCAUCUUGACAAGGUUGAUAUCUUCUCAUUCGGAGUUACUAUUUAUGAAUUAAUUAGGGGAUCACCUCUGCCAGAAUCAGGAGCUCAGUUUCUUAGAGAAGGAAAGCUACCACUCCUUCCUGGGUAUUCCCUACAGUUUCAAAAUUUACUCAAGGUCAUGGUGGAUCACGAUCCAGCACGACGGCCUUCUGCUAAGGAAUUGCUCGAGAAUCCGAUUUUUGACAAGAUUUCAAAAAAUGCAAAGACCUGAGAGCAUUAUGUCUUGAUGUAGCAAGCUUUGAAUCGUGCGGCACCGUGAAACAGUGGCUUAAGUUAUGCACCGAAUUUUGUAAAGUUGGGUUAUAGGAGCUAGGAUGUCGACGUUUGUUGCAGUAGUAUUAUGACUAAACCCAGCUCUUGUUUUUAGGAAGGGUGCAAAUUUUGUAAAGUUAAACUGUUCAAGGCAGUUGCCACAAAUGCCAUGGUUUCCCUGAUGUAUUUUUGCAACAAACUUUGUCAAAU
Molecule: messenger RNA, 1724 nt
Organism: Hibiscus syriacus
Lineage: Eukaryota; Viridiplantae; Streptophyta; Magnoliopsida; Malvales; Malvaceae
Product: wee1-like protein kinase
Biological process (GO): protein phosphorylation
Molecular function (GO): ATP binding; protein kinase activity
Source: RefSeq, a predicted model, not a curated record